Messenger RNA from Aspergillus affinis, 789 nucleotides. Its product is annotated as DUF3632 domain-containing protein. The transcript has 3 exons. Lineage: Eukaryota; Fungi; Ascomycota; Eurotiomycetes; Eurotiales; Aspergillaceae. Bases 1 to 789 code for a protein of 262 amino acids. The record is from RefSeq and is a predicted model, not a curated record.
AUGUCGCUCUCUCUCCGCUUAACUGAAGAUUCCACCGGCACGCAGGACCGUCUCUUUCAACACCUCAAUGAGUAUCUGCAGUCCGACGGAUCGGGUUCCGCAGCCACCACGGCGCAGCGCAUCGACGAGGAGAAAUCGUCCCUGGUACCCACCGACCCGGGCGCAUUCUGUCAAGACACGUGGCUGGUUGUCCAGCAGUUGAUCGACCAGAUUCCUCAGGAUCAUCCCUAUCAGGAUCGAUUGGUCGAGGUGAUCGAGGCGUUGACGAGGUUGCCUUCCACGGAGAUUAAGAUCUGGGGGGAAACUUCCCGCCUGUGGGCGGAUCUCCCUCUCUUGGGACCUCAGAUGCGUGACCAUUGGAACCCCCCGGAAUACAACGUAAAGAAAGCCGAUUCCUGGCCCGAAAAGGCCCGGAAAUGGGUGCGCCUGAACGCGUUCGCCGCUCGACUGUUGAACCUCGAGCCGGUUACUUGGGGCAAUUUCGGACUCUGGACGAUGCGCGAUAUUUUGGAGAACGAGAUAUCGGGACCAGAGUUCGAGAACGGUAUCGAGGCAGUGGCGGUCUGGAUCAAGUACGCCGGAAAGCUCAUCUAUGAGACGUCCAAGGCGGUCGAGCUACCAGAGGAAAGGAUGUUUAAGCCGGGGCCCUUGUAUUCCGGCCCGUCCAAGUACUGCCUAGAAAGAUGGGUGUUCUGGAAGGAUCGGCUGGGGGUUAUUGGAGUGCAGGGAGGCGAGACGGCAACUAGGGCCCAGGAGACGAAGAGGAUCAUGGAGGAGAUUGAGGCUUGA